AUGAGGCACUACAAUCCGCUUCGUCGCGCGCAGGAGCGAGAGGAAGACGCGAGCGAGAGCGAGAGCGAUGAGGAGGCGGCGGCUGUGGAGUUCGCAAAGUGCGAACGGGAUUGGAUUAGGGCGACGCAGGACAGGCGGCGAGGGAUGAUGCGAGAGGCGGAGGAGCAGAUGAAACGCGUCCGAGAGGUGCGAGCAAGUCGCGAGGCGCGCGCGGCGCUCGAGGCAGAAAUGGAAGAGAUCAAGCGGCGUUUGACGGAAAUGGACACGAUGGAGAAUGCAUAUACAUCUAUUCAGAUCGAUGCGGAGGAGGCUGCCGAGCGCGCAGCGGCUGCGAUGGUGGAGGCGUUGAAUGCGCAAAUUGGCGGCGUGGACGCGCACCUGUUGCUGCUCACGUGGUCCGACCAUGAAUCUUCAUGGUCUAACCUCGAGAAGCGGGUGCGAGCGGAGGGUAACGCCAGUGACGGCGAUAAUGUUGAUUCUGUGCGUUUCAUCACACUGGGCGACGUGCCGUGGCCACCAGAGGAGGGAUCAAUACUCGUACAGAUGGUUGCGUGCGAGCGAUUGAGCGCUCCUUCGGAGUUUGAGGAUUCAAACCAAGCCACGUCCGCCUUGUUUCGGCGAGCGUUCAAGAAAGCUUCACUGCGCUGGCAUCCAGACAAAUUCUCAGCAAAAUUUGGACGGUAUCUCGAUCCAGAACAUGCGGAUGAGAUUUACGAUCGUGUCCAGAAGGUUUCGCAAUCGAUCAACGACGAGUGGACGACAUCGCAUUGA
Molecule: messenger RNA, 771 nt
Organism: Ostreococcus tauri
Lineage: Eukaryota; Viridiplantae; Chlorophyta; Mamiellophyceae; Mamiellales; Bathycoccaceae
Product: unnamed product
Exons: 1
Coding region: 1-771 (256 amino acids)
Biological process (GO): canonical NF-kappaB signal transduction
Source: RefSeq, a predicted model, not a curated record